CGGAGAGGCUCCGGGGGACUCUGUUCUUCGUGAACGAGCCGGGGGAGAACGACUACAAAUUGGCUUUCAAGAAUGGGAAAUCAGUUGAAGAAGUUGGCCGGAUGGUGCCGGAAGUCGUUUCGGCGAUCAAGGAACAACUCAAGAGGCUCAUAGGUGCCGGGGCGGUGAACCUGGUGGUUUCCGGCGUUCCGGGGCCGGAGGACCGCCGCGGGGCUGAAGGGAUGGAGAUGUUUGGGCGGCUGCACGACGACCAUCUCCAGCAAGCGCUGGUGGAGCUGAAGACGGAGUUCCCGGAGGUGGACAUUGUGUAUGGGAAUCUGGAGAAGAUGACUGAAGAUGGCGGCCAUUGGGCACUCCAGUCCUCCCACUCCGCCGCCUGCAAGUAUUCCGGUCGCCGGCGCAAGGCUUUUCUGGCGAGAUGAUCGAUCAAUGGAUCCAUCUCAGGCCGGCGGGGCCGAAAAGGCUUCUCUGUUUGUAGAUUUGACAAAUUGAUAGAGUGGGAUAGUGAAUGGGUUUUGUACUAGGAAGUGAACCGAGGACGUCUCUGUUGUUUUCCUUU
This is a messenger RNA of Cuscuta campestris, 559 nucleotides long. The record is from the annotation of a GenBank genome assembly. NCBI's taxonomy places the organism in Eukaryota, Viridiplantae, Streptophyta, Magnoliopsida, Solanales, Convolvulaceae.